UCAUAACAUUACACAAUAAAUUCAACAUGGCUGUCUACGGUUGGGGUCAUUUGCGGCAAAUUUUUCUUAAUUUCUGUAUACUGUAGCUAUUUUCAUUAAGAAAAUACAUUGCCUUAUACCAAAUAAUGUAAGUCAAUGUGUAUAAUAUAAAAUUCUUCCGGGUACUGAAGAUGCCAGUUAACUCUUUAUCAGAAACGACAAAAGGUGUUGCGAGAACUAAAUUAUCCCUCUCUCUUAGAAGAAAUAAUGCAACAAAUCCGAUCAACGCAAAUCAGAAACCAGGAGAUUUAAAGGACAGCUCUUACAAGGGAUCAAAUGACAAUAAAGAGAAUAAACCAGUGAAGAGACCUAUAACAGGCACAUAUCUUAAUACAUUGAAUGCUGCUAAAAAGCUUAAGCCUUUGACUGAAACGUCGAAACCGAAAGAAACAGUUAGUGAGCCACAGCUAGUUGUAUUUGAACCAUCAAUAAGUAACAUUGAAAUGUUGAAUGGCCACCAUCCUUCGGACAACCAGUAUGGAGGGAGUACACAGUGGAAAGCCCCCAUUGCCACUCUGUCUAAUCUUGGAAAUACUUGUUUCCUCAAUAGUGUACUAUAUACCCUACGAUAUGCUCCACAAUUUGUGCACAACCUCCAUCAUCUAGUGUCCGAUCUCACUAGAGUGGAACAGAAAUUGGGCAGCAUCAGGUUAAAAAGCUCAUCUCUGGGACGAAGUGCAGCUGGGCUUGCAUCUUCUGGUACUAGAUCAUGGAGCAGUAAAGAUUUGUUAUCUCUGGGACAAUCGGAUAACACCACAGGAAAAAGUAAAAUACAGAUAGCCACAGAGAAGCUUCAUGAAACAUAUCUUAGCCUACGGGCCGCGGAAAGCAAGUGCAUAAACAGUGGUGCCGCUGAUGCCAGCCCGGAACCAUAUGCUGCUGAUGCAUUUCUAGCGGCAUUGAGAGAAGUCAACUCUACAUUUGAAGGUAAUCGGCAACAAGAUGCACAUGAGCUUCUUGUUUGUAUCUUGGACAGCAUUAGAGAAACAUGCAGAGCUCUAAGUGCAAGAGCUUCCCGUCUUCAAUUACAUGAAAAUGGCGACAGCAAUGGCCUCGGUCGCCAACCCAGCCUUGACGGUGAUGGCAGUAAGACGUUAGGACAUCUCCGUAAGUCGUGGAAAAAGCGCAAGGAAACAAAAACCACUGAUAAAAGAAGCUCGCCCUCAGAAGAACGUCCGCCUUCACCGGAUCCUGAGAAGGAUGAACGCUCGAGGCCUGGCUGGGACUUUGUUGCUGAUGAUUUUGAAGGUACCAUGGUUGUUCGAACUAUGUGUCUGGAGUGUGAGGCGGUGACGGAGAAAGCUCAAGCUGUGUGUGAGCUCUGUGUGCCAGUAGGUGAUGAUGAUACAAAUGAAGAACCAUUUAGAGCUGCAUGUCUCUCUAGUGAAUAUUUGAGGGAUCAGAAUAAGUAUUGGUGUGAGCGCUGCCUGCGCUACAACGAGGCUAGACGCAGUGUCGCGUAUUCGCGACUGCCACGGCUGUUAGUGUUGCAGCUCAAGCGCUUCAGCGGCGGCAUGGAAAAGAUCACAAGACACGCGCCCACGCCACUUCUCAUGCCUUGCUUCUGUGAGCCGUGUGCCAAACGGCCACCUGAUCAUCCACCCACACACAGAUACAUCCUAUGGGCGGUGAUAAUGCACCUUGGUCAGGCGUUGACCGGUGGCCACUAUGUAGCGUACGCGAGAGAUCGUUCCAACGGUGACGGCGAGGUGGCCAGCAAAUGUGAGAGAACUGGCGGUGGUGAUGCGGCAUCUACCAACAGCGGCUCAAGCUUCAUGCGAACUCUAUUUAAUCGCCCGAGAGCACAACCAUCUGGCUGCGCUGCCAACGAUUGCUGUGUACCGCGCCCUCGGCUAGACACCUGCUGGCUGGCCUGCGACGACGACCUCGUCAAACCCAUAUCAAAUGAAGAGUUCGAGGAUCUAUUAUCCGCCGAGCCGAAAAUGCGCUCCGCAGCAACACCAUACUUACUGUUCUACGUGAAGAGCGAAGUCGGUUAAUAAGUGCUCGACUAGAUGGCACCGAACAAAUAGCGUAGAUGGUUGUUGGUACAUUACCAGUAUGCUUCAGUCAGUGUUGUGUGUUCAGUAGCCUGUCUGUUCCGAGUUGAUUGAAUGUUAUAAUAUAUAACUGUAAUAUUGAUUUAUAUGCUUAAAAAGACAAUCGGGGCGGAUAUUUAGAUGUGUUCGCCCGAGUGAUAUUAUGAAUGUAGCGAGAUGUAAUGAAACUAGGGUACGAUGACAUCGGUUAAUAUAUUUUAAAGUAUAUAUAUAGAGCAAUUUCACUCUUAUCACAUUGUUACAAUUGGACAAUAUUAACUAAAUUUUAAAUGAAUACCUAUAUAAUUUUCUAAGAUUUAUACCAUUCAUUGUAUUGAUGGUUAAAAAAAUAUUAAAACAAUGUUGACAUCAAAUAUUAACAAUUAUCAAUUUUAUGCUAAUCAAAUAAUAAUGACAAUAUAGGCCUAAAUGUAACUUACAAAUUAUUGACAUAUUAAAAUGUUUAUUGAAAUCUUGAAAGAAAUAUUUUCUGAUUGUCAGCCAAGUGCUUUGAAUGGGUAUUAUUUGGCCUUAUUUUCUAUAUUCUAUAUUUUCUAUAAUUUAAAAUUGGAACUAUAUGUAAUAUAAAAAAUGAAAGUAUAUUCACACAGUAUUACCACGAAUGCUGUAAGUGCACUUUGUCCUAUUAGAUAUUAAUAAGAAGGAAGUAUAUAUAUAUAUAUAAUAUGUAGUUUUCCAAAAAUGUACAAGUCCCUUCCACUUGUCUUCGUGGUAGCACUGUUCUUGCGCACCAAGAUAUGUUCAAUUUUUUCAUGUCAAAUUUGAAAUCCUAAUUCUCUUAUUGUAAGCCUUGGAUGUAGAUAAUAGACUCUUUACUUAUUUUUAUUAUAUAAAAUUGAACAUUGGGACUAAAACUAUAAAUUUGUGUCUGCUUAUAUGACUGCUUCUUUAUAAUUAACAUUGAUAUACAAAUUUUGCUGAAUAUAAGACUUGCCUUCCCACAGAUUAUUUUUAUAGUCUUGGUAUAUAUACUUCUUGCGAUAGCUAUUUAAUCACAGAUUUUUCUACGUGUCUUGAAGUGAAUCUUGUUAAAUACUAAUAAUUUUUACAACAACUUAAAAUUCAUUUUGAGUAAAAUAGAGAGAUGUUUUUAUUUGCAUUAUGAAACUUUUUUUUAAGUAAAUUGUCUCAUAUUAUGUGUAAAAAAACCUAUAUUCUGAUGUAUUUGUGAUGUUAUUCAAUGUUUGUGUGUUCUGCACUUCGAAGAUAUAUGAAUGUGAUUAUCCCCAGUGUCUAAUAAGUCUGUCAAAAUACCUCAUAUCUGUGACCAGUUUCCGGUUUUGAGUUUUUUUUUUUUGUCACUGUAAAGUAAUUGCUUCUGUAUUUGUAAGCUGUAUAUUUGUUGUGGAUGCCAUUCCAAAACCUUUGAAAAAGGUAAAAUUCUUGUCAGUAGAUAUCUAAUUAAUUAAUUUUAUUACAACACAUUAUGGUUAAUUUUCAUUGUAAAUUGGAUUGGAAUAAAUAUAAUUUGAAUAAA
Molecule: messenger RNA, 3576 nt
Organism: Danaus plexippus (monarch butterfly)
Lineage: Eukaryota; Metazoa; Arthropoda; Insecta; Lepidoptera; Nymphalidae
Gene: Usp1
Product: ubiquitin carboxyl-terminal hydrolase 1
Exons: 10
Coding region: 171-2039 (622 amino acids)
Biological process (GO): protein deubiquitination
Cellular component (GO): nucleus; cytosol
Molecular function (GO): cysteine-type deubiquitinase activity; cysteine-type endopeptidase activity
Source: RefSeq, a predicted model, not a curated record